Molecule: messenger RNA, 1134 nt
Organism: Tremella mesenterica DSM 1558
Lineage: Eukaryota; Fungi; Basidiomycota; Tremellomycetes; Tremellales; Tremellaceae
Exons: 5
Coding region: 1-1134 (377 amino acids)
Biological process (GO): phosphatidic acid biosynthetic process
Cellular component (GO): endoplasmic reticulum
Molecular function (GO): 1-acylglycerol-3-phosphate O-acyltransferase activity
Source: RefSeq, a predicted model, not a curated record
AUGUUCCUUCCAUGGCUGAUCAAGCCUCUUGCCGCCGCCACCGCCAUCGUCUUCUCCACCCUCGGCGUUCUGAGUCGACGAUACCAACGAGCCCGAUUUUACUUCCACCUAUCCAUAUAUAUCGGUACUCUGGGUCUUCUGAGUGCUUGGGGAGUAGUGAUAUCUCUCUUUGCGCCUCUUAUCGGACAGCGUCUGAAUAUAAAUUACAUCGUCGCCCGCUCGUUUUAUCAUACCUGUGGUCCCUUGAUUGGAAUAGAAAUUGAAGUAGAAGGUGGAGAGCAUCUCACGAACCUUCAGAAGGCCAAUGGAGGCAAGGGACAAUCUGCCGUCUUAUUGGGAAAUCAUCAGAGCGCUUUAGAUAUCCUUUACUUGGGUCGGAUAUUUCCCCGGGGUGCUAGUAUAAUGGCUAAGCAAGAACUCAAAUGGUCUCCUAUUUUGGGUCAAUAUUUGGCAUUAUCCGGCGCUGUAUUUGUGGAUCGGAGAAAUCGUCAUGAUGCCGUGAAAGCUAUUCAAAAGGCCGGUGACGAUAUGAAGAAGAAAGGGGUCGGUUUGGGUAUCAUUCAGAAUCUGUCAAAGCUGACUAGUAGAUCUCUCUUUGGAUCUUCCCUGAAGGAACUCGUUCCAUGUCGCGCAGAAUGCAAUUUGCUGCCAUUCAAGAAGGGCGCAUUUCAUCUCGCCAUCCAAGCGCAGGUCCCAAUUGUCGCUAUCGUGUGCGAGAAUUAUCAUCGGUUAUUCGAUAGACGAACGAGAAUGGAGAGUGGGCGUCUACGCAUCAAAGUGCUUCCACCAAUCUCUACAGCUGGCUUGACAGUGGAUGACGUCUCUUCCCUGGCCGAAUCUACCCGUCGUCAAAUGUUGGAAACGCUCAUCCAGAUCUCUUCUCCCAGGCCGACACAACCUUCACCUUCACCAAGCAGCAGUAUAGACGAUCUCGAAACUCCUCGGGCGGAGUUCCCACCUGUGCUGGAUAUGACUAAACAGAGACUCACUAGUACUCGACAGGAGAACAGAAGCGAUGGGAGUGAGGAGAAGGGAGGCAGUGAACUGAGUUUGGUGGAUAGCAGAGGGGGAGAGACGACGGAGGACGAGAUGGAUGAAGAUGCGGUUUUGCUCAAGCGUCCCAAGACUAUCUAA